AUGGCACUGUCGGACGAGAACACCUUUGGGUACGUUAAGCAAAUGGUCCAAGACUGGCGGGAGACGGCGCGGGAGAGGCGGAAUAUGGAUGUGAUGUCAUCCACGACGAGUCUGGUGGCCGAAGAGAAAAUGGUUUACCCUAUUAGCGAUUCCAAACCGCGUGCCCGGGCUAACUCAUUGGCCUGCGGCGAGCGCCGCGAAUCCAGUUUCUACCAUCAAAAAUUUUCGGGGAGAGCAAACCCAGUGGAGAUCGAGCGGAGCAAGGGGGGCAGGGAGCCGGAUCGGAUUAGGGUCAGCACCGAUGUGAAUCUUUACCUGUACCAACCAGUACCCCUCAACGACGCCUUAAGGUCCUCCUUGAAAAAUGCUGGCAAGCCGACCAGUAGCACCAGUUUGUCCUCGCCGAAACCAGUCAAUGUCUAG
Messenger RNA from Drosophila serrata, 423 nucleotides. RefSeq lists its product as uncharacterized. Lineage: Eukaryota; Metazoa; Arthropoda; Insecta; Diptera; Drosophilidae. The record is from RefSeq and is a predicted model, not a curated record.